This is a messenger RNA of Juglans regia (Persian walnut), 1233 nucleotides long. RefSeq lists its product as uncharacterized. Lineage: Eukaryota; Viridiplantae; Streptophyta; Magnoliopsida; Fagales; Juglandaceae. The coding region runs from base 182 to 961 and encodes 259 amino acids. Gene Ontology annotation, molecular function: ubiquitin binding. The transcript is spliced from 5 exons. The record is from RefSeq and is a predicted model, not a curated record.
AAGAAACCCUCGUUUCCAUAAUGCCAAACCGAAACCCCAAGACAAGCAACCCUUAAACAUAAAAGCUUUGAUUGGAAUUCCUGGUUUAUUUUUUCUGUAUCAUAAAUCGGAGCGGAGCAUCGGACAUAUAGAGGAACUGGAAUAGGAAUUGUUGUUGUUGUUGUUGUUGUUGAAGAAGACGAUGUCUGCUGCCGUGUGUGGGAGCAAGAGAUCUUUUUUCGAAGAGCUACCGCCAUCGCCUCCCGUCUCUAAGAGGGUUCGUUGCUCCUCUUCUUCUUCGCCGAUUCGAUUUUCUGCGCCGACACUCCUAGAUCAGCUUCGCUCCGUGUUUCCUCACAUGGAACUCCACAUUCUUGAGAGGGCACUGCAAGAACAUGGUAAUGAUUUGGAUGCUGCCAUCAAGAGCCUGCAUGAGCUUUGCCUAGAAUCUACGGAGGGAAAUUCAGGUUGUGUGGAAGAAUCAGUUGUAAAUGUGGAGAAGGGUAGGUUGACAAAUGAUGGAAAUGCUGGUUCUCUUGAUAAUCUAUCGACUUCAAACCACCUUCCUCUAGGAGGUCAAGAAUGGGUUGACUUGUUUGUGAGGGAGAUGAUGUGUGCUUCCAGUAUGGAUGAUGCCAAAGCCCGUGCUGCAAGAUUAUUAGGGAUUUUAGAGGAUUCCAUCAAUUCACGUGCUGGUGAGGCAACAAAAACUCUUCACAAGGAAAAUCUGAUGCUGAAGGAACAAAUUGAAGGACUCAUGCGGGAGAAUUCCAUUCUCAAGCGUGCUGUGGCUAUCCAACAUGAACGUCAGAAAGAGUAUGAUGAUAGGAAUCUAGAGUUGCAACAUUUUAAGCAAUUGGUAACUCAAUAUCAAGAGCAGUUGAGAACACUUGAGAUGAGCAACUAUGCAUUGACAAUGCAUUUGAAGCAUGCCAACCAAAGCAGCUCCAUUCCUGGGCGAUUCCAUCCCGAUGUCUUCUAGGAACGAGAUGGAAGUUUGCUUUUGAUAAUAGGGUCUUCAAAAGAUGUAUCUUCAACAUAUUUUAGAUUAAUAUGCACUUAUAAAAAUAUAUAUAUAUUUUAAAUUAAUGUUAAAAGGUCUGAGUGAAGCUUUAUGUAAGAUGGGGGCUAUCGAGUAUUCUGAUAUGAAUAAGAUCCUCUUCAUUUCAAAUGAAACAAACCAUAAUGUAUUUUGAUUCUUUAUGUUCGCGAGAAAAAAAUAUAUUAAAUGGAUAUUUUUUAUUUCGUUUUAAA